Molecule: messenger RNA, 381 nt
Organism: Guyanagaster necrorhizus
Lineage: Eukaryota; Fungi; Basidiomycota; Agaricomycetes; Agaricales; Physalacriaceae
Exons: 1
Source: RefSeq, a predicted model, not a curated record
GAGCGGGAGCGACAGGCGAAGGAGGCGGGCAGGAUCAUGUCGAAGGACGAGGUGGUUCGGCUGUUCCAGUCACAUGAAAGUCAGUGGCAGAAGCUGACUAAAGGGAAGAUUGAGAAUGUUAUUUGGGAUGCGUUUCCUUGGCCGAUGAUUAAGAAGCCGAAGGACGUUGCGGAUAUAAAUGCUGGUGCGAUACAAGCGUAUGUGCUUAAUCCGCAUUUUCCAAAUAAUAAUGGCAAAGGGGAUAAGGACAAGAUUAAGGAGCAGAUUCGAAGAUGGCAUCCGGAUCGUUUUGAGAGGCUCAUGCCUCGGGUCGCAGAGGGCGAUAGAGACAGAGUCAGGGAAGGCGGGGGCGAGGUGGUCAGGGGAUUGAACGAUUUAUUG